AUGUCCACCAAAGCACACUCUGGCCAGCCCAUCCUGGCACGGGGUUGGGGUUCCCUUGGGUAUGAAGGUGCUGGAGGGCUCCAGCAACUUGGCGUGAUUGUCCUCAAGCCUUGA
This is a messenger RNA of Histoplasma mississippiense, 114 nucleotides long. RefSeq lists its product with no specific name. Bases 1 to 114 code for a protein of 37 amino acids. Lineage: Eukaryota; Fungi; Ascomycota; Eurotiomycetes; Onygenales; Ajellomycetaceae. The record is from RefSeq and is a predicted model, not a curated record. The transcript has 2 exons.